AUGUACCUACUGAAACGGAAGCUACGACAUCUUAACGCCAUUUCGGUAUACAACGUUUCCAUUGUCAGAGAUCCGGCAACGUCAGAAGACGUGGUUAGAACGAUACCCAACAUCUUUGUGGUGAUUGAGGAUAUGAAAGAAACGUGUCUGUACGCGAGUGAAAUACAACCAGGAUCUCGAUUCUGCACGCAGUUCAACGAAAUGCCACAUUUACCGUAUACCCUAUCAAAAAUCAGACUGAAAAUCAUUGGCCAAGUGCCAGAAACUCUUCUCAGGCAAACUCAAGAUCCUGUCUGGACGCUUUUAGCCAGCUACGUUCUUGACUUCGCCCACUUGAGUCCCGUACUGGCCGCUGAUGCGACACAGAGUCCUAAACAUGGGAUAAAUGUACCAGUCUUGCAUUUUGCAGACGGUUCUUUCAGCAUACAGGGAGAAUUUGUUCAAGGACAGUCUACAACGAACCUGGUGGGAGAGCGCUACGUCAAGAGUUUCAGCUUUAAUGGUGCUCUUAAAUUGAACAAAUUGAUGGAGUACUGCACCCAACUCCAAGCAGAUCUUGACGAACUAUCUCAUAAGAUUGAUACUGCAGUAAUUGAGCUUCCAAAACCAAUUCAAAAAGGCUUUCUGAUAAGCGCACAGAAGCAGUUGGAAAGUGAAGUCAGAUCACGAAAGGAGAAAGCAAAAUUACUAGAGGCUAUGUGUGCUGCAGAACCUUUCUCUCUGCCCGAAUCAACGGAAGAAACUCGAACUAAGGAAGAAUAUGGGUCCAUAUACUCAGAGUAUACAAACAUACUUCACGACUUGCGAUUAUUUGAAGCCCAAAAAAUUGGACAGCUCCUGGUGGCAUUGUACAAGACGGGGCUAUGUGCACCAGAUGGGUUCAUCACACCUCAUAGCAAGGGUGAGUCUGUUUACAACAUACAACUAAAAAAGGUCGACAGCUCCGCGAUACUAAACCGUGCUGAUCGUUUGUCCAGUAAUACAUUACUUGGCUACUACUUGCUCUUCGUUCAGGUUUUAGCAAGUAGAAUUCUAUACCUGCCUCUUCCUCAUCAUCUUUCGUUCUAUGGGAGUACAUCUGUCAUUGACAACAAAUUACCGUUGUACCUGAAUAUGUCGAGUACACAGCAACAUAUUUCUGACUUCGAAAGAGCCCUCGAUUGUUUUAAUCUGGACGUUAUGCAAGUUAGCCAGUUCUUGGAACGCCAUCGUUGA
Messenger RNA from Lachancea dasiensis, 1215 nucleotides. NCBI's taxonomy places the organism in Eukaryota, Fungi, Ascomycota, Saccharomycetes, Saccharomycetales, Saccharomycetaceae. The record is from the annotation of a GenBank genome assembly.